CUUCGUAAUUAAUUUGAUUUAGAUCGAUCGUGACUUCGCAUUAAUUUACUUACUUGCCUGCCUAUAUUGUGCAAUAAUAGAUAGUAUAUUACAAAGUAUAAUUCGUUCUGUAUCAAUCUACAAAAAUUUAUCCCCAAAAUGCGGCCCGCCACGGAAAACAGAGACAAAUUCAAUAUAAAGACCGUCGAAGACUCGUCUACGUCAAAUGGUGAUUCUGUAACUGACGAACAAGGCUCGAUCAAAAUUCCCGGUUCUGAAUACCACGUCUCGGCCGAGAACAGCGGUUCCGGUUAUGGGUCGAUCGAAGACCUCAGCUCUGCCGGUCGCGGUUCGACUAGAGACCGCGGCCAAGGCCAACGGUCGAUCAAAGACCUGCGCAACUAUUCUGCACAGGUCACAGGUCAAGACUCGUCCGAGCACCACGAUCUCGUGGAUCAGGACUCGCAGGUCGAGGGCCGCGGCCGCGGUUUCGCGACCACGGCUUGUCUCGAAGGACUGGUCCGGACCGACGGCCACGGUCGCCGGCUGGUCCUGUUGGACGGCAAUACGGUUUACUGGCGCGAACACCGGUCCGCGUCGUCCGGGAGCGGCCGCGUCAAGGUGAUGGCCGGUCACCGCGGCGGCCAUUAUCCCGCGUUCGCCCGUUACGUGGGCGCCGGCAUGUUGGACGCGGCCGUGGCCGGCCCCGACCACGGCAGACAUCCGACCGCCGCGCAAGUGCUGACGGCCAUCCGGGAAUUGGACGACCGUUGUGGGGUACUGGUGCUAGUGGCCAGCGAAACGGCGGCCGUCCUCAACUACGGCAUCGCCGCCCAAAAGGCCCGCACUCGGGGAAUCAUCGUCAAACUGUUGGCAGUCGGCGAUGACGUUAUCCGAAGUCAGUCAACUAGCGGUGGCCGGCGACGUGGUGCUGCGGGCAUAGUGUUGAUAUGCAAAAUCGCCGGAGCCCUGGCAGCCGGUGGCCACAACCUGACCAAGAUUUUUGCCGUGUGUCAGCGCCUGUCUACGGACCGCAUUGCCACCGUAAACGCAAUGAUUAGCUUAAGAAAAGGGACGUACCUCAAAGACGACAACAGCGAAACUCACAGAAGUGAAGAAAACGUGCUAUUACUGGGCACGGACGCGAAUGGCAGGAACGAAAUUCGGACAGUGCAGACGACGGAUCUCUCUACUAUGGCGUCUGUCACGCUGGACCUACUUGCCAACGACGACCAGCACAUCAUCCGGCGUUGGCGGGACGCUGACAUCGUGGCCAUGGUCAACAACAUGGGUGGCAUGUCAGACCCGCGAUUUAUGGCCAUCGUAGCUGAGUUGACAAGUCGACUCGGCGCGGCCACCGGCGCCCGCGCAGUGCACCGGUGGUACAUCGGCCGGAUGUUGCCGUCAUCCGGAAAUACAGACUGCGGGUUUUCCGUGACCAUAAUGGACAUUGGCAACGCGGCCCUAGGCUCGGCCACCGCCGACGGUCGAGUGUACGGUGGCCUUUGCUACUCUCUGAUAGCUUGUCUAGAUUUUCCGGUGUCCGCUUCCGGUUGGACGUUCACCGGGCUAGACGGACGUCUUGACCUGGCCCAGCACCCCCCUCCCGACUAUGUCCGGCGCCACCGAAGCUGCCCCUGCGACCUCCUGAUGGGUGGCAACGAUCGUGGCGGUGACAAAAUUGAUCAUGAAGAAGACGACGAUGACAAUGAUUAUCCGCCAAGCCCGAUCGUGCCCGAAGACCAAGUGGCAUUCUUCACGGAAGUUUUGAUUCACGUGUGCGAUCGGAUCGUCGAGACGGAGAGCCAGAUGAACGCAAUGGACGAGACAGAUGACGGCGACUGCGGCAGCAACUGGCGACGUGGCGCCGAAGCAAUAAGGGCUUCUGUAACUGCGGGUAAAGUGGACGUGACCAGCCCCGCGAGCACACUUCGCUCAAUCGGCCGACUGCUUGAGACCCACAUGGCCGGCACUCUGGGCACGCUCUUGUCCAUCUUGUUCCGCACAUUCUCACUGUCGUUUUCCAAACACUCUUGCCGCGCGUCUCUCGGGCCGAACAUGUGGGUAGAUGGCCUACGCCACGGCAUAGCGGCCGUCGAGGCGUAUGGCAUGCAUCGACCCGGCGACCGGACCAUAUUAGACUCACUCCUCCCGGCCGUCCAGGGUAUGAAGGACGUCUUGCGCAAGUCCAAAAAUCCGAUUCACCUAUUGAACAGAGCGGUUAGAGAAGCGGACAAGGGAUGCAAGCUGACCGAACACGUGAUUCACAACGGCGAGUCGGCCACGAGUUAUGGAGCUGAUGCAGGUGCAUACAGCGUGAAAAUCGUGUUGGAAGCAAUACUAGAAAAAUACAACGAACGAUCGGUUGCCGCGAUGAAGACGGCGACAAUUAAAAAUUGUAUAUGUCCUACCACGACGUGAUAUAUACGAAUGACUGAUAUCAUAUUAAUAUUAUGUAAUAAACUGUUGUUUUCGCAAGAGUGCUUACGUAGAAACAACAUCACGUCGUAGAGAGGAUCAGAACGCGCCUAACCGACGUAUGGCGUUAUUAUCCCGUUCGGUACUUAUCUCCCCGUUAUUUCCACAGAGUACGAUAAUAACAGCUGUCUCUCUUCGAAAG
Molecule: messenger RNA, 2599 nt
Organism: Aphis gossypii (cotton aphid)
Lineage: Eukaryota; Metazoa; Arthropoda; Insecta; Hemiptera; Aphididae
Exons: 6
Coding region: 139-2400 (753 amino acids)
Biological process (GO): glycerol catabolic process
Cellular component (GO): cytosol
Molecular function (GO): glycerone kinase activity
Source: RefSeq, a predicted model, not a curated record